Messenger RNA from Aureococcus anophagefferens, 3486 nucleotides. RefSeq lists its product as hypothetical. The record is from RefSeq and is a predicted model, not a curated record. Bases 1 to 3486 code for a protein of 1161 amino acids. Lineage: Eukaryota; Pelagophyceae; Pelagomonadales; Pelagomonadaceae. The transcript is spliced from 6 exons.
AUGGACCCCUUCCCGCUCUUCUCGCCGGGCCUCCCGCGCGGGAGCUGCGGCGCGUCGAACAUCUUCACGGCCGAGGAAGAGGCGUCCCACGCCGACGCGAAGACGCGCGAAGAAGCCUCGCUGUCCGUGGACUCGGACGCCGCGCCGAAGGAGGCGCUCGCCGACGCGACGAACGGGGCCGCGCCGCUCAUGUCCCCGUCGCCGCUGAAGCCGCCCCCGCCGACGCCCGCCGCGCCGUCGCCGGUCGCGCCGCCCGCGGCGCCGUCGCCGCAGAAGGAGCUCUUCGUCGACGACAUGCCGCCGUCGACGACGAAGAAGCGCCGCGCGUCCGUCGUCGCGCUCGAGGGCCGCGGCCACGUCGAGUCGGAGCGCGAGACGCGGUGCAAGAAGCGCGCCGGCGGCCGGUCGAGCGCCGACCGGUGCGAGUCGCACGCGGAUCGGGCCAAGGAGGUCAUCCCCAUGGGCCGCGUCGCGCAGGAGCGCGCCAAGUGGGCCGCGGCGGCGCGCGCGUCCGAGGCGCCCGCGCGCGAGUCGUCGGGCCGCGCGUCCGGCUCCGCCGUCUUCGCGCCGGCGCCGGCGCCGGCGCGGUCCGCGGCCGAGGCCGCGGCGCGGCGCGCGUCCCUGGAGCGCGCCGAGGCCGCGGCGGCGCUCGAGGCCGCGUCGACGAUCCCCGCGCUCGCCGACGACGACGACGGCGGCGCCGCGGCGCCGCCGGCCAAGUGCCGCAAGUCCCUCGAGGGCCUGCGCCAGCAGAAGGGCCGCGUCGCGGCGCUCCGCGACGGCCACCUCGCGCAGAUCGAGGCCGAGCGCCAGCUCAAGCUGUCCAAGGCGCGCACGGAGGGCCUCCGCGCGGACGUCGGCUCGCUCGUGAGCCUCUACGAGGACGCGCUCCGGCGCUUCGACGAGGCGAAGGACCGGCGCCUGUCGACGCGCGCGUGGCAGCCGCGCGCGAGCCUCGCCGAGGGCGACGAGGACGACGACGACGACGGCGAGGACCUGGGGCUGCUGCCCGGGCCCGCGUUCUCGAACGUCGCGACGGAGCUCCGCGCGCUCGUCGUCCGCAUUUCGCCGCGCGACGCUGGCCAGGUCCUCGAGUACUACCACCGCCGCAAGGGCGACGCCGCCGAGGGCGACUGGGUCCGCGCGGACGGCGGCGCCGUGUCGCUCGAGAUCGCGGUCCCGGGCGCGCACGUCUUCGCCGCGCGCGGCGUCGACGCCGAGACGAGCGACGCGGUCACGGAGACGACGACGGCCGUCUUCGAGCACAGCCUGCCCGAGGUCGUCAAGCACGCGGCCCACGACCGCGCCCUCGAGCUGCGCACGUCCUACGCGGACGCGGACGCGGGCUACGCGCUCUGCCCGGACUGCGCGCUGCCGGCGCCGCGCGCCGCGUCGCUCGCGCCCGCGGACCGCUGCUCCGUGUGCCCGCCGGAGCCGGCGCCCGGCGGCGGCCGCGCGUCGGUCCUCGACCGGCCGUCGGUCGCGCCCGCCGACCGGCGCCGGUCGUCCGUGGCGCUCAACGUCGGCGCGAAGCGCCUCUGGCUCUCCGAGGACGUCCAGUUCGCGGGCAACGCCACGGAGAUCAAGCCCGAGUCCCUCGAGCUCAUCGACCAGCUCGCGGCCGUGCUCACGUCCCACGAGAACGUCGACGGCCUCGUGCUCCAGGGCCACACGAACUCCAAGUGCGGCCUCGACUGCGACGGCACCACGGUCUGCGCCAACGACACGUGCCAGCGCACCUUCGGCGCCUCGGGCGGCGCCGUGGCCUUCUCGCUCUCGCGCGCGGCGGCGGUCAAGGCCGCGCUCGUCGCCCGCGGCGUCGACGCGGGCCGCAUCGACUGCGAGGGCAUGGCGGGCUCGCGCCGCUGCGUCGACGACACGGAGUCCGCGGACAACUACCUCAACCGCCGCGAUUCGCUCCUCUCCUGCUUCUGCUACGACGAGAACAUCGGCCGCGACUCCCCGAGCUUCGAGCGCACGGAGGUGUCGUCGUCGAACGUGAGCGAUUUCGUCGUGUCCGUCCACGUCGAAGAUUCGGCGCCGACGCCGGCGCCGCAGGUCGCGCCCGCCGGCGGCCCCUUCGACGACGUCGCGACGCCCGACCCCGCCGCGAGCCUCGCGUCCCGCGACUUCCCCCCCGCGCCCGCGCGCGGCGAGCCCGUCUUCGAGCCGUCGGCCGCCGAGCUCGCCAAGGGAAACGAGAGCCCCGCGAAGGCGUCGGACGCGCCCGGCGCCGCGGCGACGGCCGCCGCCGCGACGCCCAAGAGCCCCGUGAUGCGGGCCGACUCCGUCGUCGUCAACCUCGAGGCCGUCAAGGCCGAGCUCCGGGGGGCCGCGGGCGUGCCCGUCCUCAAGCACUGCCGCGACGGCCGCAUCCGCCCGCGCGCGCUCGUCCUCAGCGGCGCCGGCGACAAGCUCGGCUGGAAGGCCGGCCAGAAGGAGGCGACCAUGCUCGCGCUCAAGGACGUGCAAGAGGUCCGCUUCGCGACGGAGCUCGACCCGACGACGAUCGGCGCGUCGGAGAAGCGCGCGGGCGGCAUGGCCGGCACGGAGACGCUCCGCAAGUCCGCCCUCGGGCCCGAGGUCGGCAAGCAGGCCUUCUCCCUCAUCCUCCCCGACCGCACGCUCGACGUCCAGUGCGCGACGCCGAACGAGGCCAAGGCGCUCCACGCGGCGCUCAAGGUCCUCGUCGCCCAGGCCAAGGAAUCCUGGAACGAGUUCUGCGGGCCGAGCUUCGUGAUGCCGAAGAACGCCAUGGCUCCGGUGCGGCGGCGCGCCGCGGGGGCACCGGCCGACGACGCGGGCAGCCCCAUUCGCGCGCCGUGGACGAUGGUGGGCUGGACGGGCGCGAAGCGCAUGCCGGCCGACGCGCACGUCCUGCCGGAGCAGUGGCGCGACUUCUUCGAGCGCCUCGAGGUCAUGGUCUUCUCCGGGUCCGCGGGGCAUCCGCGGACGGCCGACGACGACGAGCUCCGCGACGUGGCGCGGCAGUGCGUCGCGCAGGCGCACGCGCGGCUCGCGGACGACGCGGACCUCGCGGCCGAGGUCAGGGCCGCGCUCGCGGAGUCGCCCUACAUGCCCUGGGGGACGCGGCUCGACGUCCAGGGCUCGCGGCUCCCGCUCGGCUGCGAGCGCCACGAGGCGCCGCCGCGGCGUUCGGGCGGCGGGCCCGCGCCGACCGGUCGCGCGCCGCAGGCGGACACGAUCAACGAGUUCCUCUGCCUGCUCCGGGGUCCGCGGGCCGUCGGCAUGGGCGACUACUGGAUCGGCAUCGCGCCGUCGCCGCGUCCUCUCCGCCGCGCGGGCGGGAUGGCGUCGCCGCAGGUGCGCCACGACGAGACACCGUACAUCACGGGCCGCGUGGGCUGGCUCGCGCGGCACGUCGCCGGCCGCGGCCGGAAGCGCCGCCUGCUCGUGGCGCGGGACGAGGGCGGCGCGGACUGGGACGCCGUGAAGCUCCGGCGCUUCAACGAGGCCAUUUUCUAA